Molecule: messenger RNA, 651 nt
Organism: Temnothorax curvispinosus
Lineage: Eukaryota; Metazoa; Arthropoda; Insecta; Hymenoptera; Formicidae
Exons: 2
Coding region: 25-378 (117 amino acids)
Source: RefSeq, a predicted model, not a curated record
UACACUGAAACCAAAGACAACAAUAUGCAGUCCGGUGCAAAGGCCAAGACAUGCCCAUUUUAUGAAGAAUUAGAUGAAAUUUUAGGCAAAAAGCCAUGCGUCAAGCCCGUUGCACUGGCCUCCAACAGGCGUCCCGUUCUGGAUAAAAUGUGCACGGAUGUAGACUGUAAAGAAGAACCUGAGAAAAAGAAGAAGAAAAGUAAAUCCAACGUUCUCGAUGAAAUUGGAGAGUGGAGGGUGGAGUCGAUGGAAUAUCGAAGAACCACUGAUGCCGAGAAGCAGAAACAGCGCGAGGAGCAACUUGAAAUUGCACGGAAGAGUAUCGAGUCUAUGGAUGCUCGCAUGGGUCAGUUAAUUGAUGUCUUGAAGAAAAAUUAAAGUUAUUCCUUCGGCUCUGGACGCAUAGUAUAUAACAAGUUCAAGUCCGUGGUAUCGUACGUGAUUGAUGAUCUACCAUUGUUCGAUAAGAAUGGUUACUGUACCGAAGCUGUCGGUGUAUGAUUCACUUGACGAAGAAGUAAUAUAGAGCUAUCUGGAAUUCUCGCUCGCCUCGAUGAAGGAAGGCGCCUGCAGUGAGCAGUCCAGCCGUAUGACGGCCAUGGACAACGCCACCAAGAACGCCGUAGAGAUGAUCGACAAACUCACUCUCAU